GUGGAUCGUCUUAUUCGACGUGGUUGGAGUGAAGAAAAAGCUUUACGGCAAGCAUUUCACGAUACAAAUGAACAGAUGCUGGGAGAAAUGAGUACAUGGGCUUCUUCUGGUUCGAUUCCGUCAAGGUCUGGCACUACCGCCUGUGUAGUUCUGCUACGUCGUGGGCGUUUAUGGACAGCGAACUGUGGUGAUUCCACCUGUAUUUUGGGUAUCCGCGUAGGAGAGGGCCGCUCUUGGUAUCCAGCCGGCAUCAGAGCCACGUCACCACAUUCACUAAAUGCACGAGAACGGGCACGAGUAGCUAGGGAUGGGGGACAAGUGAGUGUUUGA
Messenger RNA from Cylicostephanus goldi, 330 nucleotides. NCBI's taxonomy places the organism in Eukaryota, Metazoa, Nematoda, Chromadorea, Rhabditida, Strongylidae. The record is from the annotation of a GenBank genome assembly.